ACUCUUUCCUUAUUCGUCAUACAGCUUCUCUCCCUUCAGACACCUUUUCCUCCUGAUCUAUAUUCUGCAGCAAACCUCCACAAUUUUAACUCUUCCAUCUUUUCCCGAGAUAUGUUUUCCUGCAUUUCAAUUACCAGUGGCCUGGAGUUCGAUUUGCUCUGUAACUUUUGUUACCUUAUUUAGCCCUCGACAAACACCCACAGGGAAUAUUAGCUCAGCAGCUCAUCCGAGCUGUAAAAGUGAGGCUACGUUUGUGAUGUGCAGGAUGCCACUGCAGCACCUUCAGCAGGGCACCCUGCACAGCCCAGGUGAAUAUUUCCUGAUGCCCUAGUGCAAUAAUGACCCACCUGCCUCUGCUCCUCUCUGUCUGCAGGCACUGGGACUAACGACAGUCUCUCUGUGCUGCCUGAUGUCAGAGCUGAGAAAGGUGUCAAGGAUAUAUAAGAGGCAGAAAGGAAGAGGGAAAAGGAUUCUCCAGAGCUAGGUGCAAGCGUGGAAUUGUUGCAUGCACACUUCUUGCUAAGCCAGAGGGCUCGCUGGCUUCUCCAGUUAGAUCUGUGGCCACAAAAAGAAAGUUUGGCAGGAAAGAUGUGCAACCUAAAGCUGUCAGUUUUCUUCAUUGCACUUUCUGUCACUCUGAGCUGUUUGGAAGCUACACCUAUUGAGAGAUUGCUGUCUGUGGCUGAUGAUCUAUCUGAUGGUACUUCCAAGAGACAAGGAUGGAUGUUGCCUGUAAUGUCACAGAAUACACUCCCAGGACUUAGUGAGGAGAUGCCAGAACAACCAGCAGCAAAGACAAAAAGCCACCAUCUGGAGAAGAGGAGGUGCAACACGGCCACGUGUGUGACCCAGCGCCUGGCCGAUUUCCUGGUGCGCUCCAGCGGCAGCGCGGGUGCCCUGUACCCCCCCACCAACGUGGGCUCCAACACCUACGGCAAGAGGGACGCGCCAGGGCUGCCGGGCACACAGCCCCACAGCCACGCACUGCUCUAGGGGCUGCUGGAAUGCUCAUUUCUAAUGUGUCGGCAACCUCUUGGUGGUUUGUUACUUGUACAGUCUUAGCAGUGCCUUGUUUUCUCUGUGUGUGUGUGGUUUAUGUUCACCAUUCUGCUGUGCAGGUGCCAUGACAUGUAUAGGCUGCUCCUUCAACUCCAUUAGAGCUCCAGAAAUCUGCUUGGGAAAUCCCUUUGUAAAAAUUCACCAUGAUAAUAAAUGGAAAAGUAAUUGCAAUGAGGUUUUUUUAAUCAUUAUUAUUAUUAUUAAAAGGAUGAAAAAAUAAACCAUGAUGUGUA
Molecule: messenger RNA, 1292 nt
Organism: Zonotrichia leucophrys gambelii
Lineage: Eukaryota; Metazoa; Chordata; Aves; Passeriformes; Passerellidae
Gene: IAPP
Product: islet amyloid polypeptide
Exons: 4
Coding region: 589-993 (134 amino acids)
Cellular component (GO): extracellular region
Molecular function (GO): hormone activity
Source: RefSeq, a predicted model, not a curated record